CAACGUAAUUUUACCGCCGCGUGCGCCACGUUAACUAAAUCAAAUAUAAAUAAAUUAAUUAAAUAUAUAUAGUACUUGCAUAAAUUUGCAUUUUAUGUGCCAAUUAAUUAUAAUUGCAUUUAUAGUUGUCAAUUAAAGUGAAAGCUUGCACGUUAUGCUGCAGCCCAGUGCCAAAUAUAAUAAAAACAACAACAGCAACUGCAGCGACAACAACUCGUACAAUUAACAACAGCAGCAACAACAAUACGACGCGUUGCAGAUGGAAAGCAACGCAUUUGUUAGCAGCCAUUUGCCAUCUCAAGCGCUUGUUGUACUAUCGGAGGCCGCUUCCGGUUUGCAUGAGGCUCUGCGUGGACAACGUCCGUUUCCAGCAAGAUUACCUGACGCCAAAGAUCUACACAACAUGUCCCUAGUCGGCAACUAUAGCACACAAUUCCUGCAUAACUUUCAUCCGCAUCUGCUGCAGACGCUCAACCAUGGGAUGCUGGCGGCCAAUGGAGCCGCUGCGGCUGCUGCGGCGGCUGCUGGGCCCGGCGGCUACUUUGCCAGCGAGCGCUCGCCGCUGGGCAAGCCGUCGGUGCUGUCGAACUUCUCACUGCCGUCGGCGUUUUCGCCACCCAAGUACAUUGGCAUAUCGCUGGAUCAGAAUCUUUUCAAUGGCAGCGAAUCGUUUCGCACAGACUCGGCCAGUCCCACGUGCACAUCACACGAAUCCAUGGAGGGAUCACAGGAUUACGAUGCUGUUGAAAAGGGUGAAAGUCCGCGCAGCAAUAAUUCGCAGGAUCCCAGGGAUUUGAGACAUCUGCAUAAUGCGAGCAAAGCGCAUACGGUGGCCUCAUCCUCGACCGCGUCCAGCAGCAGCAACUCCUCCUGCUCCACCAGCUCCGCAGCAGCAGCAGCAGCUGCGAUUAGCUCGGCCGCCGUCGCUGCGGCCACCAGCAGCGCCGUCGUGUCCAUGGCCACGCAUCUGGCGGCGCAUCAGUCUUCGUCGGCGGCUCAUCAUCAUGCCCAUCACCAUGGGCAUGGCCACAUAGCAGCAGCAGCCGCUCCACCACCCACGCAUCAUCACAUGGCGCACGCCCAUCCGCAUCCGCUCUCCCAUCAUCAUCAUGCCGCCGCCCAUCACGCCGCCCUCGCCAGCCUCAGCAUGGCCGGACUACGCGCCGUGCCCGGUGGCCUGAGCUUGGUCAGCGGUUUGCAGGCCGCCGCCGCCGGUGGUGCCAUACCCGAAAUGUGUCCCGUCUGUGGGCUCAAACUGAAUGCGGAGGAGUGGCACACGCACUUCCUCACCGAACUGGAUCGGCUCUAUAAAUUGAGCGCUGGCUUCGAGCGCGCCAAUCUCCAGGCCACCUACAUGUUUGCGCCGCCCUGUCCAGCCCAAGAGAACGCCAUACGCACCAGCCACAAUCGCUGGGAGACUUUUCAGCGCAUACGCAACAAUCGUCAAAAUCGUUUGCGUUUGAAGGUGCGCAAGCGUAAAUACGGCGAAAUGUACAUGAUGGAGAGUCUCUACUGUAGCAGCUGUCCCAUCUGCAAGCGCAAGUAUGCGCUGGAAACAGGCAAGCUGCCGCCAGAGGAAGAUGCCAAGCUGCAGGAUGAAAUUGAAACGGUGGAUGUGGAGAGCUGCAACGAUGAUGUGCCCGAUUCGGGCUCAGAGCUGCCGCGUGCGCCAAUUGCCAGCAGCAUGCACAACUCGAAUGCGCAGCCCGGCAAACUGGAUGGCAUACUCUAUCGCACGGCGUGUGUGAUCAACCAGAAGGAUGGCCAGCCCAUAGAGGAAGAUGCAGUUGCUGUGGCUGCCAGCAGCAGCAGCAGCGUCAGCUGGUCCGGCGACACCAGCGCCAGUCAGCAGUCAGCACAUAUCAGUGUUAAGAAUGUCAGCGAGCUGUCAUCGACCACGCAUCAUUAUUACAAUGCCGACUCCUGUGGCGAGCAGAGCAACAACAACAACAACAACAGCAGCAAUAACAAGGAGCUAAUGAUGGAUACGGCGGCGUGUCAGAACGACAGCGAUGAGGAUGUCAUUGUGGAUGAUGACGACACAGUCAAACUGUCGGGCAAGACGCACAGUUACAAGCGGCGACAGGACGAGAACGUGGGCAGCAGCAGAAGUGUCGAGAACAUGUCGCCAGCCAUGGAGGAGCGUCCACGCUCAGAGCCGCAAGUGAGCAGCACCGAGCCGGGACCCAUGGACAUAACACACAACAACAACAAUAACAACAAUAGUAAUAACAACAAUAAUACAACAGCAACCAAAUAUGUGGAGCCAAUGGAGCAUAGCUUGGCGCAGUUGAAUUCAAUGGGCGUGCCGGGAUUAACGCAAUUGGACACAAAGGUGGGAAUUAGUUCGGAUUUAAAACCGGACGAUGAAAACAAGUGUUUCAUUUGUAAGACAGGCAUAAAGGAUCUCAACACGGAUGCAUUUCUGCGUGGUCGCAACUUUUAUUUCCAUCAGAGCUGCGCCAACGUCAUGAGCAGCUACAGACUCAACAAGGAGCUGCUCAGCCAGGCGCAGGCUCAACGCGAGGCGGUCAAUACGGCAACGCCGCGCAGUCUCUCGCCCUCACCUGCCCAGUCGCCGCAGCAGAGCGUUGCCACCCCGGCCAUGGAGUAGCCAGUAGCGAACGAAGCAAUCAAUGCGUGAAUUUAUUACAGUUAAAAAUUAAUACAAAACAAAAAACAAAAGCAAAAACAAUUAAAUGCUAGCUAAUGACAAA
This is a messenger RNA of Drosophila busckii, 2717 nucleotides long. It is a transcript of the gene tey, whose product is annotated as protein Teyrha-meyrha. The transcript is spliced from 9 exons. Gene Ontology annotation, biological process: protein ubiquitination. Gene Ontology annotation, molecular function: ubiquitin protein ligase activity. Bases 260 to 2614 code for a protein of 784 amino acids. The record is from RefSeq and is a predicted model, not a curated record. NCBI's taxonomy places the organism in Eukaryota, Metazoa, Arthropoda, Insecta, Diptera, Drosophilidae.